GUUCUCAGGGUCUCUUGAUACACUGCAUUUCUGGAUGGGAUCGAACUCCACUAUUUCAUCUCUCUUAUUAAGGUUAUCACUUUUGGGCUGAUGGGUUGAUCCAUUCUUCUUUAGAUUGUGCUCAGAUUUUGUAUUUGACAAUUGCCUAUGACUGGAUGGCAUUUGGACAUGACCUUCAAGACAGAUUGAACAAGGGAGAAGAGAUCUUUUUCUUUUGCUUUUACUUUUUAAAGUUCAUCACCUCGGAUGACUUCACCAUAGGGAGGAGGAGACACAUUUCUAGUGAUAGUGCAAGCUCAGAUAGAUUGGAUGGCUGUGUAUUGUUAGAUGCAGAUGGACUAAGCUCUGCAGGAUCUUCAAACUCUCUCAAUUCUUCAUGUUCCUCAAAUCGCUCUUCCCAUCACACACCACCUGUAUAUUUCAAAGCUGGAAAAAGUGGUGAUGCAGAUGCAUACAAUGCCCAUUUGACUUGGCCAUAUGGAAGUUUUUCUGGUGAAUUGGACUUUGACGACAUGUCUCCUAAUCUAAGUCGUGCAUCCUCUGCUUCUUCAACUAAUAAAGGGGCAGCUUUUAGCCGAUCUUCACUAAGAGAAACUGACUCUUUUGGUGCUAGUUGUGAUGGGAAGUUAUCCCUUAGACAAGGUGCUCUAUCAGGAGCACUUUCUCGGACUCCAAGUGGUUCAUUAAAGAAUGGGGCGUCUAAUUCGUCCUUGCCAGAAUCAGGCAGGCCUUUAUCCUGCCCUCGUAGAUCUCGUAAUGGACUCAGUGAUUCUAGUGGAGAUAGUGCAGGUUCUGAUAAAGGAAAUAAAGAAAAUAGUGCUUUAAGGACUAGUCCAAUGGCUGUUCCAGUUCCACGUGGACAACCAAUUCCAAGGCAACGGCAGGAAUCCGUUAGUUCAGUGGGUAGUUGGCAGAUCAUAUCAGGGACAGGGAGUCUCCGUGGAUCUACAGGCUCGGCCAAUGCUGGUUCAGCUAGUUCGCGUUGCUCUCAUUCUUCAAUGCCAACUGACAUGAUGGAUUCUGCUACCACCAUAAAGGAGGAAGAAGGAAGCUUGGAAUCUGAACAAAGUAUAAUUAUUUUUAAUAGAGCAGAGCGCCUAGCCAAAGUCCGUUCCCUUUUUUAUACCAUUUAUGUUGCCUCCAUCGGGCUCAACUUCUCUAAUGGACGUAACGACUCUGGCUUAGGCACUCUGGUGUCAAACUUUGCUCAAAAAGUUGGUAUCAGGCCUAUGUCAUCUAAGUAGAAAAAAAGCAAGGGGGAAUGAGAGUAGCAUUCAUUUUUAUUUUUUUUUAUUUAGCCUGAAGAUAUGAAGUGAUAUAUGUACAUUUUUUUUUAUUAUAGUUGCAAAAUUUUUGUAAGCCAGUUCAUUUUUGGGUUGUUUUUUACAGUAAAUAUAUAGCUGCCAAAUUUUGAAAGCAAGAGUAUUAGAUCUGUGAAGAUCUAAUUUUGAUAUGUAUUCCUUUGUUCUAUUUUGUCAGGAAAUUAGUUGUUAGUGUAUAAAACAACUUUAAUGAACUGGUUAUAAACAUUGUGAUUUCUAUUUUUUUAAUAAAAUAAAAAUCAGAUUCUUUCAUCUCAAGAGUCAGUUUAGAUAUAUUAAAAUCUCAAUAGAAAGAAUUUGUAUAGUUUUUACAAUUUUUUAAUCCUGGACAAACAGUAUUAAAAUGUAUAUUUUCACUGGAUUCAUCCAUGGCAGUUUCAGAUUGUAUUUGUAUUAACUAUAUUAACUAAGCAACCAGUUAAUUGCUGAGAGCUGGCUACCUUCUUUUGUAGUAUUACUGUAUAAAAGGGACUGGCGUUUGUGAAAUCCAAAUUGGAUUUUUUUUUUUUUACAGUGAAUAGUAAAUCUAUUUUUGAAAGUUUUAACUUGAGGGGUUAAGAAAUUUUCUAUCAAAUAAGAUGUUCAAGAAGUAACUUUUCAAGUACAGUAAACUCGGUAACUAAGGCUUAGAUAUCAGCUGUACCGGAGGUAAGUUUUCUGUUCACUGCAUUCAAUUUGUUAAUGGAACUGUCACAUAAAGUUGGAUGCACAUGAGUCAUAAUGAAAUUGAGUAAAGUCUAAGGUAAUGUAUUUUAUCUGUCAGCCUGAUUCCUCGUGUAAUUUACAUUUUACAAGAAUUGUAAAUGCUGAUUUUAUUACACUAAUGUAGUUAUUUACAAACUUCUUAUAAAGGAAGAAUGGUUAUAAUAAAGGUUCUUUAAUGUUUUCAAUGCUAUUGUCCACUACCAGAUGUGCUGACCCAUUGCUGUUCAAAAACAAAAAAAGUGCCAGGAUAGAAUUAGUAAUACUGAAAAUUUUAAACCUAAAACUUCAGGUACCAUGUGAACUGUCCCUCAAUGUGACUUUUAACGGGUUUUCGUGUUGAAUGUUGGUAAAGUUUUGUAUUAUUUAGGAGCAUAAACUCUCAGUUCAUGUCAGUGGCUCAAUUUGAAAUGUUAUCCUCAGUAGAUUUCAAAGAAGGGUGUACACUUCCUCGCCCAUAUCAAGCACUAAUACAAAGAUUCAUUGGGGUUUUAACUGUAUUAAAUUUACUAAUGCCUUCAUACCUGACCAAGUAGAUGCAGUGUGCCAAAUACAGUAGUUUCUGAAUUACAACUGAAGCAUUGCUUGGGCCCUGUAAAAUCAAUGUUUUCAUCGUGGGAGAACUUUCAUGUAAAUGUUCUCAGUAAUUAUUGCAUGGUUGCAGAUGGUCAUUUAGUGCUGUUCACUUAAGUGUCUAAAUUUGAACUUUGGUUGAUGCCAUAAAUUUGUAACUCAGGAAAAUUAUGCAUUUGUUUGAGUUAACAAAACCAGCUGCUUUGUUUUAGUUAUGUGCCAAUUGGAAUAGUUCCAGUCUGAAUUUGUAGACUAUUUAGUGUGGUAAAUUUACUUGUUUUGCAACUUCCUUUUUCAUGAUGAAACUAUUUUAGUUAUUACCUUUCCUUUGUACUGUAUUCUUUACUACUUUGACAAAGCUGGAAGACAUGCUUAACUGUAUGCAUUUAUCUGAACUGAGUACAGAAUGAAUUUGUUCCACAAUUUUUUUAAGACUGAACCAUAACAGGUAACUAGUAUAACUGCAUGGUGAUAUCCAGUCUAAUGAAUUUCAUAUCAUAGCUGAAGAGCUUGGGACUCCUCAGGUUUAUAAAGAAUUUGCACAUCUGUGGUUUGCAUGGCAUCAAUUAAAAUUACAUGUUAGGUUCCAGCUGUAAAGAAGUGAAACUUGUGAGAGAAGAGAGCACAGGGGUUGGAAGUAUAGUUCCCAGUGUUUAGAAACCAUUCUGUACAGAAAUCAACUUGGUGGGAUAGGCAAUUUAUUCCUUCUUGGGAAAUCUUUCCAGGCUUCUGACUACUACCUUGCUGUUUGUUAUAGUGAUUUAGCACACUUUUUCCACUUGACAGCAGAAAUGCAUUGGUAAAAAAAAAAAAAAAAAAAAAAAAAAAAAAAAGUGUACACCUUGUCAGGGUUAUUAAAACCAAGGGCUCUCUGUAGCACAUGUUAAUGUGAUAACUGUGAUGAAGAGAAAAUAGUGUGCUGGGGGUUAACAUUUGUUUUAGAAUGGUUAUCCUUGUGACAAAAACUUUUAUCUGUAUAUCAAUGUAAAUAAUUGGGUAGUUGUAUAUUUCAAAUAUAUAUUGUUUUUAGAUUACACAUGGGCUGUCAAACUCAACUAGAUGAAAUUGAAUUUUGUUGGUAGUGUAUGUAAUCAAAUGGGCCCACCUUGGGGUUCAGAAUUUGUGGAAAAUGUGAUAAGGGUUUAGUUUGAAAAUGACACUUUUCUAAGGAAAAUGGUUUUACUCUAGGUAUUGGAAUGUGGAACAUUAACUUAUGCAUGAUCAUUAUUAUAAUUGGACAAUGUACAAGUCUAUGUUUGUCAUGGGGGACCUCCCUCCAGACCUUUCAGUGAGAAUUAUGUUGUAGAAUUGAAAUUUUAAAUAUUGACUGUUCUGCUGAUACACCUUGUUAAAAAUUUGUCCAGCCAUUUUUUUUCUAAAAGUUCUAUCUUAUACCAGAAUAGCCUUACAAUUACUACAUGUUCUUCGUGACAUGAGCUCGGGAAGAAGUUUUAUUUUUACUCACUGCCCUGGUUGCUUGAGCUGUCACAAACAUAUGAUUUAAUUAGUGUAUCUUCCAGAAAUUGUUCAACAAAAAUUACU
Molecule: messenger RNA, 4139 nt
Organism: Macrobrachium nipponense
Lineage: Eukaryota; Metazoa; Arthropoda; Malacostraca; Decapoda; Palaemonidae
Gene: EDTP
Product: myotubularin-related protein 14-like
Molecular function (GO): phosphatidylinositol-3-phosphate phosphatase activity
Source: RefSeq, a predicted model, not a curated record